Ostrea edulis (European flat oyster) is the source of this 1952-nucleotide messenger RNA. RefSeq names its product lachesin-like. The transcript has 9 exons. Gene Ontology annotation, biological process: synapse organization. The record is from RefSeq and is a predicted model, not a curated record. NCBI's taxonomy places the organism in Eukaryota, Metazoa, Mollusca, Bivalvia, Ostreida, Ostreidae. Bases 362 to 1294 code for a protein of 310 amino acids. Gene Ontology annotation, cellular component: neuron projection membrane.
CAUGCGCUAGCGCAACCCUGCACUGGCACACGCAGUUUUGUCCAAUACUGGCUUUCCAUGAGAAUAUUGUAGAGUCCAGGCGAAAGAGCGCCUUACUCGUUAGGUCGGAUUUAACGCGGUGGAAACUUUACAAUUUCAUUCAGUGUUUGGCAGCGCGGGAAAGUAUCUGCAGCUGGUCGUCUGCUCUAUUACUGCAAGUAUUCACCACAGGAUUAAUGAGGAUGAAGUGAACUGAUAUAUAACCUUAAUGAAAAGAGUGUUUGAACAUCGAAAGACGAUGCAAAACUCUUAAAAAGGAAAAUUAAUGCAGAACUAAUACCCCGUUAUGUUCAAAUUUAGUCGAACCUAGCGUAAUUGAAACAUGACACGCCGCAAAAGAGACAGGAUCCGCCGAUGGAUUUACGUUUUUGAUGCUGUAGUACCUGGGAUUUUCUUUUAUGCAGCUUUAACAAGUGCCUUAAGUGACAGCAGUUUCCCAGAACCCAUUUUUAACAACGAUCCUAGCAAUGUCACAUUCAAUGUUGGGGAAACCGCGACGCUACCAUGUCACGUGACUCAUUUGCACGCCAGAUAUUUGUACUGGAUGCGGAUGUCGGAACCUAACCCUAUAACGGUCGGCAAGUUCUUGUACAGCCCUGAUACACGAUUCUUCAUCAGUAAGGACCACACCUCCACCCACUGGGAUCUCAAAAUCAGGGAAGUCAAGUUAGAGGACGCCGGUGUUUAUUUCUGUGCCGUUAGUUCGGGAGAAAGCAGAGAGAAGUACAGGAGACUAAUCAAACUAAAUGUCCAAGAAGUCACGACAAUACCACCAGCCUUAACCAUGAAUGGAUCCGAAUUCGUAAAUAAAGGCGACCCCUUGAUAUUAGAGUGCCAAGCUACAGGCUUCAAUCCUCGUACGGAUUACUUGGAAUGGUUUAAAGACGGGAAAGUCAUAAACCACAGCUAUAUUUGGAAACACCAACGUCUACGAGGACGUGCCAUAAACAUUACAGAUUUUCAUAUCAUAGAAACACGGACGCUCAGACGUGUUCUAUACAUACCCAAGUCUACACGGGAGGACAAGGGAAUUUACAUGUGCCGGAUCGGCGGGGUAUAUAUUGUAAAGAAGAUCGUACAUGUUCUGGAUGUGGGAUCGUCCAGUAUUGAUAAGAGAGGGGAUCAUGACGCUGAACUGAUUCAAGAGACGUCUAACACUGGAAAUACCAUCGCCGACCACAGGGCUGUUCGAGUAAUGACCCUCCAAACGGCCGUGGCUGCCAUUGUUAUAUUUGGCCGUCUGCAAGUGACAUGAGGAAAAUGAUCUGUCUUUGCAGAAAUUUAGCCAAAGGCUGAGGAUAUCAUGGGAUUCUCUUUCGGUCUAUUAAGGAAAGUCCAUUUGCUAGAGCGAUGGACCAAUGCUGCAACGACGUGUUUUCCAGACAUAAUAUCCCGUGGAUAUAGCGUCAUAUGACAAAGUUUGAUUGUGACGUACUGCAUUUCGUAGUAUUUCUAGUUCAUCGUCUUCUAACAGAGGAGGCUGAUCUUGGAAUGAAUGAAGAUGAACUUAGAUUAAGAGAGGAAAAUUUGAUGUAUCAAGGUCAAAUUAUUGCGAGAUUUGACUGAAAAUGGACUCGCAAUUGAAAUUAGUCCACAACGUCUUUCAAAUUCAAUGUCAAGGUUUCAUUUGUAUAAAACAUGUCAUUUGCUCUGUAUUCAUCAUUAUAAUUUAUAUAAAAUUUGUAGAUUGACAACAGAUAUAUUUCUGUGACCCUGUUCAUUUUCCUUUGAUUCAGUUUACAUUUUCUUUGUUUUAGCUUAUCGACUGCUCUAGUUGAAUACUCAUUCAUCAUGAGAUAUUCCUGAAGAAGUUACUGCCAUUUGUUUUUAUUAUCGUCUAAUUGUUUAUUGAUCAUUGGGUCCUUGUGAUAUUUUUAGGAAAUGAUACUUACCAUUAAAUUUCCUAUAAUGUU